Molecule: messenger RNA, 1759 nt
Organism: Synchiropus splendidus (mandarinfish)
Lineage: Eukaryota; Metazoa; Chordata; Actinopteri; Syngnathiformes; Callionymidae
Gene: rab9a
Product: RAB9A, member RAS oncogene family
Exons: 3
Coding region: 340-948 (202 amino acids)
Biological process (GO): Rab protein signal transduction; retrograde transport, endosome to Golgi
Cellular component (GO): phagocytic vesicle; lysosome; late endosome
Molecular function (GO): GTPase activity; GTP binding
Source: RefSeq, a predicted model, not a curated record
AGCUGCGCGCGUGCCCGGAGAUCACACGACCUGGCUAGCCUGCGAGGAGCUAGCUGCGUUAGCAGGAUCCGUCGGAGCUUCCAGGAAACGAAUUGUCCCGUUGUUCCAAGGACGGAACACGGCUCCCACUGCUGUGAUUCACUCCUCGCUGUCUCCGCAGACCCGCUUGCACCAGAAGUAGAGCUGGAUAAUCACAUCAACAUGAAGGAAGUGAGCCUGUGACCAGGGACAGAUUCGGCAGCACAUGAUUUGGACGAGCCAAGGACACGAGACGUUUGAUCUGGUGUUUCUUUCGGCUGACCAGGUGAAUCAUCAGACUGGUGGGAGGCGUGAGGAGCCAUGACAACCAAAACAUCCCUGUUGAAAGUCAUCCUACUUGGCGACGGAGGCGUGGGGAAGAGCUCCAUCAUGAACCGAUACGUCACCAACAAGUUUGACGCGCACCUCUUCCACACCAUCGGCGUGGAGUUCCUCAACAAAGACCUGGAGGUGGACGGCCACCAGGUGACCCUGCAGAUCUGGGACACGGCCGGGCAGGAGCGAUUCCGCAGCCUACGGACGCCCUUCUACCGCGGCUCGGACUGCUGCCUGCUCACCUUCAGCGUGGACGACAACCAGAGCUUCCUCAACCUGGGCAACUGGAAGAAAGAGUUCAUCUACUACGCAGACGUCAAGGAACCAGAAAAGUUCCCGUUUGUGGUCUUGGGCAACAAGCUGGAUGUGACUGAGAGACAGGUGUCUUCGGAGGAGGCUCAACAGUGGUGCAAGGAGAACGGGGACUAUCCUUACUAUGAGACCAGUGCCAAGGAUGCCACCAACGUAGCAACGGCUUUCGAGGAAGCGGUGCGCAGGGUUUUGGCGAUGGACGAGAGAACGGACCACCUGAUCCCCACAGACACUGUCAAGCUCCAUAGAAAGCCACGUUCUGCGGCCGCGUGCUGCUCUUAACAUCCCAUUUUGCUCUCCACAUUUACAUUUUAUGUAAAUCAGGUGACAUGAACUGGAGCUGACUGUGAUCUUACCGAUAUAAAAUAAUGCUGAAUCACUCCUUCACAUUUACUACAGUUCGAAGGUCAGGCUUUGGAGGAGCACGGGAACAAAACACAGCGACGACAUGUCAAUAGGAAUCAUUAACAAACUUCACUUUUAAAAGAUCAAUCUGUGGAUGCAUACUACACAGUAGUGUCAAGAAGUGGCGGCUUGUAUGUUUAGAUGUAGAGACAUAAAUGUAUAUUGGAUUUUUCAGCAGCUUAACAACCUGAUUUCUGUGAAUGGACUGAAAGCUACAGCUCUAAUGACGAUCGUACCUCUCUGCUUCCUGAUGCAAACCAGAUCAACAUGCAUGGCAGUCGGCAGUUUCAAGCUUCUGGAAACAUUUGUAGAACUCUUAUAGAACGCUUACUAACAGUGUGAUGGGACUCUGGUUAGUAUCUUUCCUCUCAAUGUUGUCUGAUUCAAAUGAAUGAGCAAAUUUUCUUAUGGAGUGCGGAAUAAAUAAAAAACAUGAGAAUUUUUGUCAGUGGAAUACAUGUAAAAAAAACUAUUUUGAUUGAAAGAAAAGUGUUAUUACAUUACUUCUUAAACGUUUAAAAUUUCCAUUAACAUCCCACUAUUUAUGCAGUUGUAUGUUAACAUAUAGAAUACUUAAAUCAAUUCAUAACAAAAAGCAGAUGAUCCCGUUUUAUUAAACUGGUUAUUUUAAUCAAAUUCUGUUCAGAAAAAAAAAAACUCAAUUGUUUUGCUGUCAAUAAAUCAAAUA